Messenger RNA from Aspergillus ruber CBS 135680, 1810 nucleotides. Its product is annotated as putative transcription factor TFIIE complex alpha subunit. Gene Ontology annotation, biological process: transcription initiation at RNA polymerase II promoter; transcription open complex formation at RNA polymerase II promoter. Bases 305 to 1612 code for a protein of 435 amino acids. The record is from RefSeq and is a predicted model, not a curated record. Lineage: Eukaryota; Fungi; Ascomycota; Eurotiomycetes; Eurotiales; Aspergillaceae. Gene Ontology annotation, cellular component: transcription factor TFIIE complex. The transcript is spliced from 3 exons.
GGCUUCGAUUCCAGACUUCGCUUUGCUUUCUUUCGUUUUGCUUUCUCUCUUUAUUCUCUUGUGCAACUGACAGACCAUCCUUGGUUUGCGGCAGGUUACUCACUUACGCUCCCGGAUAGCGGCGGAACCCCGUUCUUUACAGCUUCGCUGCUGUCGGAAUCGAAGGAUGUUGCUCUUCCUCCGCUAAGCUCCAGACUGAGUAUACCAGCUACCAGGAACUUUCGGUCGCUUGACAGACUGAGACCUUGAACGGGACCAUCGGAUAUCAGGAAAUUAAAAUUCACGGACAUAUCACAUCUACGCAAUGGAUCUCGCAAACACUCUCAUCCGGACCGUCGUCCGCACUUUCUACGAGACUCGCCACAUUCUUGUGGUUGAUGCGCUUUUCAUUCACUCUGUUCUUCACGCUGAAGACCUCGCUUUCCUUCUAGGCAUGCAGCAAAAAGACCUCCGCAAGCUCUGCGCAAAAUUACGCGAAGACCGUCUGAUCGCCGUUAAUACACGAGCUGAGAUCCGAGACGGCGCGACUCGUCCAGUGAACCGCGAAUACUACUUUAUCCCUCUCCACCCAGUCGUCGACGCGGUCAAGUACAAAAUCUCCAAACUAACCUCGACAAUCAAAGCACAAUACACGCCGAGCGAAGAACGAAAGGAAUACGUUUGCUUGCGAUGCAGUUCUGAGUGGACGGAACUCGACGUGCUGAGUCUCGUGAGCGAAGAAGGAUUUGAAUGUCAGAACUGCGGAGCCAUCCUCGAAAGAACAGAAGACGUAAAAGGAGCCGAUGGAAUCGACCGGACAGGCCAUGAAAAAAAUAGCAAACUCAUGGCCCAGCUUGAUGGAAUGUUGAAACUGCUCAAGCAAAUCGACUCCGUCGAAAUCCCCCCUAACGACUUCGACACAGCCUGGGACCACAAAGUCGACAUUAUCCGGAACCAAGCAACGCACCCAACCCGCACCGCAGUCGCCGUUCCCUCAAAACAACAAGAAACUGUUCGUGGCAAUGCCAAAACCGACACAACCGCCCUCGAAAUCUCUCUCACCUCAACCGAAGAGAAGAGCGCAGCGGAACAAGCCGAAGAAGCAGCCCGCAAGGCUGCAGUCGAGCAACAAAACGCCCUCCCAGUUUGGCAUACCCACUCCACCGUCUCAACUAGCGCCGGAAAUCUGGGCGUCAAGGCAGAGGAGGGCGUCGACAUCAAACCAGAUAUCAAAGGAGAAGAGGAGAAACCCUCCGCCGAUGCAUUGGACGACAAAGUUGCCGCGUACUAUGCGGAAAUGGCCCGCGAACAGGCUCUCCAGGCACAGGCAGAAGCCAGCAGUGCAGAGGAAGACUCGGACGAAUUCGACGAGUUCGAAGAUGUUGGCGUCUCUGGCAGUGGGUCUGCGACGCCUGCUGUUGGUGGUGCUGCACCGGCACCUACCAACAAUGCAACUGGUAUCAAGCGUGAACUCGAUACAGAUACUGGUUCUAGCGUCCCUAAGACAGAGUCUGUUACUUCCGCCACGGCCGAUGAAGGCCCGGCGGCGAAGAAGGUCAAGACCGAACCUGAAUCGGAGGUGAAGAAGGAAGAGUCCGAUGAGGAUGAUGAGGAGGAAUUCGAGGACGUCUAGCAGGCGACCUUGAGCAAAUAGGAGCUACAUUGCAUUCUGAAAAUGGGGUUAAUAUCACGGCGCUGGCCGCCGGAUCAAGAGGAGACUGACGAGGUAAGAGAUGAUGAUAGACCGGAUGGAUGGUUAAGCUGCAUUGCAUUCGUAAGUAAUUUAAACUGAUAUAGAAAUAUGUACUCUACGAAUAUAAUACCAAGAUAU